Molecule: messenger RNA, 913 nt
Organism: Magallana angulata
Lineage: Eukaryota; Metazoa; Mollusca; Bivalvia; Ostreida; Ostreidae
Product: carbonic anhydrase 7-like
Exons: 7
Coding region: 30-887 (285 amino acids)
Molecular function (GO): carbonate dehydratase activity; zinc ion binding
Source: RefSeq, a predicted model, not a curated record
GUGUCAUUCUGAAUACCUUUAGUAGCUGAAUGGAGCACGACAUGGAAACACUUUUGCGGAUUGUAAUUUAUAUCUUAACCUUUGUCUUAGUUGAUUGCAGAAGACAUCAUGAGUUUUCUUACGGCGGCGACCAAUACGGCCCUACAAAAUGGGGAGUAACAUGGCGGGAAUGUAAGGGAGAGAACCAGUCCCCAGUUGACCUUCAGCACUGUAAGUGCAUUAAGAAAAGAUUUAGGCUGAAGUUCAAUAACCACGGCGAACAGUGCAAUGGAUAUCUAAUCAACAAUGGACAUGCCCCAACGUUUGUUGUCCGAAAAUGUGACAAGCGGAAGUUCAUCACAGGGAUUCCAUUUUUCUCCAAUGUUGAUUAUCAGUUAGCCCAGUGGCACUUCCACUUUGGGGACAAACAUGACUUGGGAACAGAACACGCAAUUAAUGGAAAAAGGUUUUCGGCAGAGCUACACAUGGUUCAUUUCAAUACGAAAUACGGAACAAUUACUGAUGCAAUUGACAAGGAGGACGGUAUUGCUGUAGUGGCUAUCCUCUUCAAGGAAAGCCCGAGUGCACGUUUGUCGUCUAUUGACCAAUAUUUUCGAAAAUAUGGAUACCACGUAUAUCAUCCCGGACAUGCAGUAAAAUCCAAAUUUAACCCCGUGACCUGCAUUCCAAGAAAUUCACACUUGUUCUACUAUAGAGGGUCGCUUACGACCCCUGGUUGCUACGAGAGUGUUCAUUGGUUGAUUUUUAGAAAAGUUCAAAAGAUAUCGCCAAGAACGAUGAAGUUUUUCAGAAAAUUGGAAUCCUAUCACCAUAAUGACCCGAUAGCUCAUCUGACAAAUCUACGACCAUUACAGACACUAGGGAAACGGGAAUUGUAUUGUAACUGAUUAAAUCAGUAAAUAAGGAAAAAUGA